Messenger RNA from Neoarius graeffei (lesser salmon catfish), 8085 nucleotides. It is a transcript of the gene numa1, whose product is annotated as nuclear mitotic apparatus protein 1. The transcript is spliced from 23 exons. Gene Ontology annotation, cellular component: spindle microtubule; centrosome; spindle pole. The record is from RefSeq and is a predicted model, not a curated record. Gene Ontology annotation, biological process: establishment of mitotic spindle orientation. Gene Ontology annotation, molecular function: microtubule binding. NCBI's taxonomy places the organism in Eukaryota, Metazoa, Chordata, Actinopteri, Siluriformes, Ariidae. Bases 168 to 7217 code for a protein of 2349 amino acids.
CGCGGUUUAAAAUACUCAAGAUAGGCUCGCGCUGCAGUUUGAAGAUUUGUGUAUGAGGACGGUGAUCUGGGAUUAAAAUAAUAAUAAUAAAAUAAAAAAUCGAUUAUCGUAAAAUAUUCUGAACUAAUGAGCAGCUUUUUAAAUAUUAUUGGAUUAAGAAGACAGUGAUGGCACUGCAUCCAGCGAAGGAAGAGGCUCUUCUAGUGUGGAUCAACAGCCUGCAGCUGGACAAACCGGUGCAGCGAAUCGCAGACCUGCAGGAUGGAAAUCUGUUGCUCAAACUCGUCUAUAAACUGAAAGGGGAGGAUCCUAACCAGGCUCCUGUGCACUUGCCUCAAGCAGAAAGGUUGUCCAUCAUCUCUGACUUCCUCUGCAGGGUGUGUCAUGUGGAAGAGUGUAUCGUCCUCACACUGGCCAAGGGAAAGAUGCUGGAGUUGGAGCUCACCAAGGUCGUGCUGUUCCUGUCGUACUACGGACUCCUUAACAACAGUCUGGUGCCCAAGGUGGAGUUUGAAACCGAGGUGCAGAUGGUGACCAUGUGGCGUUAUGUUGAGGAUGGAGCGAGCAGUCUGUCCCUGCGUGAAGGUCUGGACAAACUCCUCGCCACAAACUCUCUGACCUACAUGUCGUCCGUGAGCAGUAUGUCCUCGAACAGUGAGGAUAACUCUCCCCUUUUCUCCCGCUCACGUCGCUCUCCAGUUGUCGACUUUGUGGAGCUCAAAACCGUGGCCUCCAGCUCGUUUGUCAGCUCUCCACUACAGGAGAUGAUGAGCACGCCUCAGGUACAGGUCAAGCGACUGCGUAAGGAGUUGGCACGUGAAGGAGACGUGCGUGACGAGUUGGAAAGGGAGCUGGCAGAGCGCGUCGCUGUCCUCUCAGAGAAAGAGGGACAGAUCAGUCAGCUUCAGCACAGGCUGCAACGCUUGCAGAGGGAUCAGGACGAGAUGGAGAAGGGGCAUAAAGCUGCACUGAGUGAUCUCCAGCAGCAGAAUGAUGGACUCCUCGGACGGGUACACGAGGUCAUAAAGCAGUGUCGAGACCUGAAAACAGACAACGGUCAGAAAGAGAGACGGAUUGAUGAGCUGUUGGAGGAGAACGGCACACUCGCCACGCAGAUGAGGAACACCUGUGCCCAGCUUGCAAGGGCCGAGGAGGAAAUCCUUAAACUAACAGAAGCUCACAGCUCGUCCCAGACAGAGUGGGGGAGCAGGAGGGACUUGCUGCAGAGAGAGCUAAGCCAGGCUCUCACUGACAGGGAAUGUCUUGGUGAGCAAAUUCAGAUCUUACAAGGAAAGAUCUCCGUUUUAGAGGAUGAGCUCGCCAAACUCUCGCAGCAGCUCCAAGAGAAAGGUGAAGUCCUGGGACCGAUUGUAGAGCGGGAAAAACUAAAGCAGGAACUCGCCGACUUGACUCUAAAACUUUCCCAGUGUGAAGAAGCCAUUUCUCUCCUUGAGAAGGAGAAAACGGAUGUUGAAGCACUAUUGGCAGAAGAACGAAGCUCUUUUGAAAAGAAAACCCUCCACUUGGAGGGACGCAUUUCAGAUCUUCAGCAGACAAUAAACACUAUACAAGCAGAGAAGGAUGCUCAGGAACAUGCCUCAAAGACCAAACAGGAUGCUCUUACCUCCCAGAUAGCAGCUUUGGAAACUGAUCUGGCUCGUCUUCAAAAGCUAGAAGUACAGUUAACAGCAGAGAUUGCUGCAUCUGCUGAACUUCGUCAGCAACGUGGGAUGCUGGAGGCAAAGGUCGCUUCCUUGGAGGAUACUGUUAAUAUGCUACAAUCCAGGUGCCAAAACAUGGAGGCAGAAAAUGCAACACAGCAGCAACUUCUUAAUGCUGUCAGGGGUGACCUGCAAAAUGCUCAAAUUUCCCUUGUGGAAUAUGAAAAAAAGCUGGCAGACCAUCAAAAAGUGGUGGAGGAGAAUGCCUCUCUCCGAGCCAGGAUCUCUGCACUGGAUAAUACUGUUGCAAAUCUGCAAAUGGAGAUUGAUGCAGAGAGAAAAAGAGGUGAUGAGCUUCUUGCAGUGAAAGAGCAGCAGGCAGCUUUGAUGGAGGAAAAGUUCCAAAAACAGGAGCAAAAAGCUCAUGAGAUGUUUGCCGAACUCGAAACUCUGAGUCAGGAGCUUCGCAAAAUGAAGCAUCAGAAACUCGAGGCUGAAUCUUGUAUAGAGACAUUAACCCAAGAAGGAAUGGACCUUAAAGCAAGUCUAUUGGAGGAGCAAGCUCGAGCCCAAUCACAACUGGCUCUUGUAAACAAGGCCAAAGAGGAAAAGGAGAUGGAACUGCAGCAAAUUAUUACAGAUAAUCAGAGCAAAAUAUCAGAAUUACAAAGUAAGAUUGAGGGAACUGUUGAAUCACUGAAGCAAAGUGAAUCUGAAGUGUCAGUGCUGAAAGAAAAAAUUGUUUCUAAAGAUGGAGAUCUCGUCAUACAACAAAAGGAAUUGGCCCACCUUCAAAAUGAGGCAGAAAAUCUGCAAAGGCAGCUCAUGGAGGUAGAAGGGCUUUCGCAACAAUUGAGUCAGGAUGUGGUAUCCAAAGACCAGGAAGUUCAACACUUGAAGGUGGUGCUUGAACAGAAGGAAGGAGAGAUCCAGUCCCUUAAGGACAGUCUUCAGUCUGUUGAGGUGAAGUCCAUUGAAAUGCGUGAUCUUCACCAAAAGGAAGCUGAAGAACAGAUGCUUGCUAUUGCAGAACUGAAGGUACAGCUUGCCGAAGCUGAGAAACUUCUCUCAGAGAAAGUUAAAACUCUGGAAGCUCUUGUCCAGCAGUUAAAGGAUUUAAAGGAAGAGCUUUCUUCUGAAAGGCAGAGAGUUGCAACCUUGGAAAUUAGUUUUAAGGCUUCAAAAGAGGCCCAUGAAGCCCAGGAGCAGACUUUAAGACUGGAAGUUACACAACUGCAGCAGGAGAUUGAUGGACAUUUGAAGAAGUUGGAGGAGUCUUUAAAUGAGAUUAAUUCCCUCAAAGAAGAAAUGUCUUGUCAACAGGAUGUCGCACUCCAGAAAGUACGAGAAGUUUCUGUUUUAGCCGAACAAAACCGAUCUCUGGAGGAAAACUUGGCUCAACUUCAGAAUCAACUUGCAGAAGCAACUACACUAGCUGCAGAAAGACAAUCUGAAUUACGCAAGCUUCAAGAGGAGGUUCAGCAUCAAGCGAAUCUCAGAGUAAAAGCUCUGGAAAUUGAAGAGAUUCAACGUAAAGAGCUUCAAAGGGAGGUAACGGAACUUCAAGCCAGAGUUCAGGAGCUUGCUACUCUUGCUUCUGAAAGAGAAAUGCAGCUUGGUUCUCUUCAUGAAAAGAUGAAGGAACAGGAAGAAUACAACCGGAAACUCCUUCAAAAAUCUGAAGAAGCUCUUCAGAAAGAACUUGAGAACGUGGUAGACUUAAAGGUGCAACUUGAGUCUGCCAAGCACCAGACCACAGUUAAAACUGAGAUUUUGGAGUCAACGGAAGACAAGCUGAAACAAAUGGAGCUCCUGUACCAACAGAAGGAGACCCUUGCUAGUGAAGCAUGUCAGGCCAAGGAAACUUUAGAGAGGACCGUGACUGAGCUUUGCAGUAAACGGAAGCGAGAUUUGGAUAGGUUCCAGCAAGAUUUAGAGAGCUUAAAAAAGGAAAAGGAACACCUGGCUUUGGUAAAUGAGUCUCUUCAAAGUGAAUGCCAGACCUUGCAAGCACAGAGCAAAGAGCAACAAGAGACAGUAAAUGCAUUUAAGGCUGACCUGCAGAGCACCCAAGAAGAAUAUGAGCGAAAUAUAGAAGCCCUGAAAAAGGAGAAGGAGCAUCUCCAGGAUGAGUGGCAGAGCUUGCAGACUGAGAACAAAGGACAGCAAGAGGUUCUAAAUACCCUGAAGGCUGAUCUUCAGAAAACCCAGGAUGGGUUUCAGAAAGAUUUGGAGAUCCUGAAAAAGGAGAACGAACACCUUUCUUCAGUAAACGAGACUCUCCAGGUUGAAUCUCAGAACUUGCAUAUAAAGAACAAAAGUCAACAUGAGGCUAUGAACACCUUAAAGGCUGAUCUCCAGAACACACAGAUUGGGUACCAGCAAGAGGUAGAAACCUUGAAAAAGGAACAGGAACAUCUAUCUUCGGUGAACCAGUUACUUCAGACGGAGUAUCAGAACUUGCAGGCAGAGAACAAAAAGCAACAGGAGACACUAAGUGCAGUAAAGGUGGACCUACAGAAUGCCCAAGAUGGGUACCAGCAGGAGUUUGAAACUUUGAAGAAGGAGAAAGACCAUCUCACCUCAAUGAGUCAGUCCCUUGAGAGUAAGUGUCAGAACUUGCAGGCAGAGAAUAAGGUGCAGCUGGAGGAGUUGAAUGCCCUUAAGGCUGACCUGCAAGAAAACAAAGGUAAAUAUGAAAAAGAUCUGGAGAUUUUAAAGAAUGAGAGGGAUCAGCUCUCUUCAGUGAACCAGUCCCUUCAGACUGCAUGCCAAACCUUGCAAGCAGAGAACAAGGGACACCAAGAGAUGUUAAAUGCUCUCAAGGCUGACCUACAGAAUUCCCAAGAUGGGUACCACCAAGAAUUAGAAACUUUGAAGAAGGAACAGGAACAUCUCUGUUCUGUGAACCGGUCCCUCCAGAGUGAGUGCCACAACCUCCAGGCAGAGAAAACUUGUCAACAGGAGGAGUUGAAUGCCCUCAAGGCUGAUCUGCAAGAGAACAAAGAUGAACAUGAAAAAGAUCUGGAAACCUUGAAGAAUGAGAAGGAGCAGCUUGCCUUGGUGAACCAGAACCUCCAGGCAGAGAAAAUGAGGCAACAUGAGGAGUUAAAUGCCCUCAAGGCUGCUGUGCAAGAAAACAAAAAUAAAUACCACAAAGAUCUAGAGACCUUCAAGACCGAGAAGGAUCACCUUGCCUCGGUGAACCAAUCCCUUCUUGAAGACCUUGAGGCAGCCCAGAAGGCGAGAGCAGAUCUGGCCUCUGUCAAACAAGUCGCCCAACAGCGAGAAAUUGAGCUUGAAAACCAAGUUGAGGAACUACAGGUGAAGAUUAAAGAAUUUUCAAUACUAGCUGAUAAAAGGGAGGCUGACAUAAGAAAUCUUCAGCAAGAAGUAAAGCAGCAAGAUGCUUCAAGGCUAAGCACUCAAGAAUCUGAGAAGGCUCUAAGGGCUGAAUUGGAGACAAAGGUUGCUCAACUUCAAGUCCAGUUUGAAGAAGCCUCUAAACUUGCAUUGGAGAGAGAAUUGGAGUUGAGCUUGCUUCAAGAUCAGUUUAAAGAGUCUGAGAAGCAGAAGCAAGAUGCCUGUCAGGCUAACGAAGUCUUGGAGAAAGCAGUUUCUGACCUGCGCCUCAAGACAAAACGGGACCUUGAGGAGUACCAUCAGCAACUGGAAACUUUGGCAAAGGAGAAAGAUGCCCUUGCUUCUGUAAACCAGUCUCUCCAGUCUGAGAAAAGGGCACAGCAGGAGGCUGUGAAUGACCUACAGAGUGCCUUGCAGCAGGAGGUGAAGACACUGAAAAAAGAAAAGGAACAUCUGUCUUUAGUAAAUCAGUUGCUUCAGAGGGAGGGUGACUCCUCCCAGAGACUUGGUGCAGAGUUGGAGGCAAAGCUGAAAGGACAGCGUGAAUCAAUCCGAGCUAUGAAAGAGGCGAUCCAAAAGAAAGAGCUGCAGAAUCAAGAACUACAGGAGCAGCUCAAGGUGAAGACUGAAACCGUGGAGCACUACAAAGGACAGGUAGAAAAAGCGAAAACUCAUUACAACGGUAAAAAACAACAACUUCACGAAGAGCAGGAAGCACGUCAGACCCUUCAGGCCUCUCUGGAAGCCAGUGAGCGUGAGGCAAAGGACUUGAAGGUGGAGUUAAAACAAGUCUCCAUGGAGCUGGAGAAGAUCAAGGAUUCUGAGAAGAGUUUAACGAUAAAGGUCAAGAGUCUGGAGACACAGUUGGAUUAUGCAGACCGUCAGUUAAGAGAACUGAGAAGGCAGGGAGGCCAAAGUGUCCAGGUGAAACACCGAGAAAGCAUUUAUUUGAAAAUCCCAGAAAAUCCACAGAAUACCAGCAUGGACAGCUUGGACCUCGACUUGAAUGAUUCUCUAAGUGCCACUGGUAAACAGUCCGUGUCUGAUGAGUCCAACACUCCUUUGGUCCGAAGUUCUGAACGAUUAGCAGCAAAGCGUCGUGCUCAAAACGGUGGAUCCCGAGAGACGUUGUACUUCACUCCCAUGAUGCCUCGCACUAAGAAACGUGACGGCACAUCUCCGGAUCACAGACUCGAAAGCAGCAUUACGUCAUUCGGAGAGCUGACUCUGGAUUCGGCGAGGAAGCCUAGCUCUUCGGUCCGGAAACGACGCACCACACAAAUCAUCGACAUCACCAUGUUCAAGAAAACUCCUCUCGGUGAUGGGGGCGCGGCAGACAUAGACGACUCUUUCUUCAGCCCGCACUCUGUUCCGUCUCUACGUGCAAAAGAUCCGGCCUCCCAUAAAACUCGCCCUGUGUCUGCAGAGAUCUUUGAGGAUCCCAGCAAACUUCUCAGCCUUCCUGGGUAUCGUCGUAGCAACGUGCACAGCAACGUUCCCCCACGAGCCUCGAGCUUGUACUGUCUAGAAUCUGAGCCUGAGCCGGACCACUUGGCUGAGGACUGGAUGAGAAUUGCAGAGCUGCAGUCGCGUAAUAAAACCUGUUUACCUCACCUGAAGAGCAGCUACCCGCUGGAGUCCAGGCCCAGCCUGGGUUUCUCUCACCUGCCUGUAACCGAUGAGGAAGUUCGUACUGGCGACCCUGAUGAGACCAUCCGCCGUGCUUCCAUGAUCCCCUCUCAGCUUAAGGAGUCAGUCAUGGCUCAUCGGCACUCUCUAGCUCCGCCUGCUGCAGAUGCUCAUGGCCACGCCUCCUCCCAACGUGCUCCCCAGGCCACAAAAGCACGGGAAGUGCGAGCCACACGCAGCCCGCUGGCAGCCAAACGGCCCGCGGGACAAAUACAAGACAUGGACACGCCCGAGGCAAAGAAGUUGACCAGCUGCUUCCCUCGAACCCCGAAAGGAAGAAAUCUUCGCUCUACCAACUCGCAAAACAUUGCACCGUCUCUGGCUGAUCGGAGGCAGUCCAUGGCGUUCGUAAUCGAUAAUACCCCUAAGAAGUUUGUGCGUGGGGACAGCAGGCUGCAGCGCGGCAUCAACAAAUUCCGCAAAUCCCCACGCACCGCCAGCACAAAGUCACCAAAAUCCACCAGCAGUGCAAAGAAGUUGAUGAAGUUCAGGAUGAAGAUGUGAGACUGCAUCCUUCCUCGUCCUCUAAACAACGUGCAAUAGAAACAAUGCAGGAUUCUGUUUUUUUAAAAAUAGAUAUUGAAUGUUUUGGUUGUGGAUUGUAAUUAUGCUUAUAAAUUUGUCAUAAUUUGAAAUUCCUUGCAGUUACUGCUCAUCUCGUUGUGCAGAUUUUUCAGUUUUGAUUAUGAUUAUUAUUGCAGAGACAAAAAAAAUCACUACUUUUUUUUUGUUUUUGUUUUUUUUUAAAAAACAAACCUAAACUCCUUUUAUUGCCUUAAUACUGCUGUUCUUAUCCUAUGAGACCCGAGCAGGAAGGAACUGAUUUCACUGCCCACCUCGGCAACCUCUGACCACCAUCUCCUCCACCGUGUUCUGCGUCUUGUAUAUUGUGGUAAAUCAUAAAGCUGAUUAUCGGCACAGCCCUGGAUUGUAUUAUAUAGCGGUUUUAAAUCCUAGGAGAUGCUCUUAUCCAUGUUUUUACUAAAUAAUGCAAUGGUCGUCUGCUAAAUGGGCUCACACGCUUUUGUCUAGUCCAGUAUUUCCACAGAGAUGUAAAUAUUUAGAAUUUUUGUUUCUCUCUCCGUUUGUGGGUCUUUUCCCCACCCUUCCUGUAUGCAUUUGAAAUGCUUCUGGUUUGUCCAUUUGAUCUGGCAUUAUGGACUUUUUUUUUUUCUCCUCUCAGUUAAUGUGUGUGUGUGUGUGUGUGUGUGUGUGUGUGUGUGUGUGUGUGUGUGUGUGUGUGUAUUUGUGCCCCCAAUGUAUUUUUUUUAAAUGUUUGUUUGUCCAUUUGUUCUUUUCUAUUCUUUGCUUCAUUUUUCACUUUUAAAAAAUUUUAGAUUUAUGCACAGGAAUUAAACUCUCAUUAAAGUGA